CUAAAAGCCGGCUGAUAAGCCGUUUGCCAAACAUACCCUUAACUUAUACAGAAGAGCUGUUGCCCAAAGCCCUCACUAUUUAAACCCUUUCAGUUGAAAGUUCGCGCUUAUUUGUCGUCAUUUUCCAGAAGCGGAGAUGGUGAAGGGCCCUGGUCUGUAUUCAGACAUCGGAAAAAAAGCCAGAGAUCUUCUCUACAGAGACUACGUCGCUGACCACAAGUUUUCGGUCACUACGCACACCUCCUACGGCGUGGCCAAAAAAUAAGUCUUAAAACAGAUAAGCAGGCAAGGAAUCGAACUCAGCACCUGCACAUAAUGGCCAUUACAUCAUCUGGUGCUAAGAAAGGUGAGACGCUUAUUGCUGAUGUCAACAUCCAGCGGAAGGAUGAAAAUAUCACAAUGGAUACCAAAGUGGACACCAAUUCCAAGCUAUACACGACCAUCACUAUUGAUGAAUCACCAGGGCAGAAGAUCAUCUUUAGUUUCAUUGCUCCUGAUCGGAAAUCAGCCAAGGUGGAACUACAGUACUUGCUUGAGGGUGCUGGAAUCAAUACAAGCAUUGGGCUAUUUGGAAAUCCAUUUGUCACUUACUCUGGUGUUUUUGGGACCAAUACAAUUGCUGUUGGUACUGAUCUGUCAUUUGACACUGCCAGUGGCAAUUUUGACAAAAUCAAUGCUGGAUUGAGUAUCUCGACCUCCGACUUGAUAACUUCUUUAACAUGGAAUGACAAGGGCAACACACUUACUGCUUCAUAUUACCACACUGUAUGGCCAUUAACAAACACAAACGUUGGUGCCGAGUUGGUUCACAUUUUCUCAAGCAACGAGAACUCUCUCACCAUUGGGACUCAACAUGCAUUGGAUCCAUUGACCAUGGUUAAAGCCAAAGUUAACAACAAUGGCAAGGUAUAUGCUCUUAUCCAACACGCAUGGAUUCCAAAGUCACUUUUUACCAUCUCGGGUGAGGUAGACACUCGGGCAAUUGUGAAGAGUGCCAAAUUUGGGUUGGCUCUUGCUCUCGAGCCAUGAUUGUUUUACUGCAUUGGGGUGGUAGUGGGAGCCGGGGAGAGAGGGGUGUUUGGCAUGUUUUUUGGGGGAGAGAAAAUGAGUUGGGUACAAAAUGUUUAUGCAAUUAGUAUCUCUUUGUUUUCACUGGUGGGUUCAAACAUUAAUACUGUAAAAAAAUGAUUUUUGUAUUCACUGGUGGUUUUGUGCCAGUGACUUACCAGUUCAAUAUUAUGGACUUCACAGAAUUUCAUGUACUCUCUUGUAUAAUAUGUUACUCGGUGAGUGUCCCAGUUUUCUAUUAUGUUUGGUUUUGAUAUCAACACUACAGUACAAUGUGGUUAUACUAUGUAUAAUAAUACUCGUUCUUGUU
This is a messenger RNA of Cuscuta epithymum, 1378 nucleotides long. NCBI's taxonomy places the organism in Eukaryota, Viridiplantae, Streptophyta, Magnoliopsida, Solanales, Convolvulaceae. The record is from the annotation of a GenBank genome assembly.